Messenger RNA from Clonostachys rhizophaga, 372 nucleotides. Lineage: Eukaryota; Fungi; Ascomycota; Sordariomycetes; Hypocreales; Bionectriaceae. The record is from the annotation of a GenBank genome assembly.
AUGUCUUCCGCAGCCACCCAACAGGCCCAGCCUGCUCAGAAGGGCCCUCAAACCGAUCUUCAAAGUACCUACACCAACUACAAGAACACCCUCCAGCAGAUCGCGCAAAGAAUAGGCGAUAUCGAGCAGGAGGCUGAAGAACACAAGCUUGUUCUUGAAACUCUAGAACCCCUCCCGGGGGACCGAAAAUGCUUCCGUUUGAUCAACGGCGUGCUUGUUGAGAGGACCGUCAAGGAUGUUAUACCAGCGGUCAAGACCAACCAAGAAGGCUUGAGACAGGUCCUUGAUGACAUGGUUAAGCAGUACAAGACAAAACAAGAUGAGCUGGACAAGUGGAAGAAAAAGAACAAUGUACAGGUAGUCCGGCAGUGA